AAUCAAAACCAUGCACGGACUUAGGAUUUUUAUAGAUACCAGAAAAAUUCUCAAGGCAGUGCUUAAAACUUACCAUGUACAAGAGAUUGUCAUAAAGACAGUAAUUAAAUAUCUUACUGAUACUUUCAGAAGAGACCUAAUUGAACCUAAACUAAAUUACAUCUAAUGUCGGGUUCCGGACUCAUCAGAAAUAUUUAUCUAAUAACCCAAAAAGAAUAAACUCAUGUCAUUGUGAUUCGCUUCUUUCGGAUCACAGAUCUGAACUGCCGAGUUUAGUGGGCAUAUGAAGAAUCCAAAUCUGUGAGUGAUAUACAGGAAAAUUUAAUUCCAAAAAGAGUCAAUUAAAUAUAAUAAUCUGAAUCUGAACGGAACCAAACAUGUAAAAUAAUCGUUUAGACCAAUUGGGUUGUUUGUAAUCCUAAUUUGGUUAUCUGAAAUCGGACCGGACCGGGAAAUUAAAACCGGUUUUGUGAGUCAGGACCCCAGCAGUUCUGAAUGACGGCUAGGGUGUCGGCGGCUAUGGCAUCGGUGGUGAGCACAUCGGAGAAGUAGCACCAAUCUGUGCGUUGGUUGGAUCUGCGGUGGCGAUGUCGACGGCGUCUCGGCGGAGCAAAAGUCGGCGGUGGCGGCUUAACAGAUCUGAGAUCUGCAACUCUCAACAGAGUUGAUUGCUCCUCCAGAGACUUCUCCACAGCGACGGGAGCUUAGCGGCGCUGAUGUGCUCCCGAGCGGUUGGCCUUGGAGUAGCGGCAGCUGAUGUGCUCCCGGCAGUCGACCAAGCUUGGAGUAUCAGAUCUGGGCUAAAAGUCCAGAUCUGCAGUGGUCAUCACCACUGGUGGCAUGCCAAGCAGUCAAAGGCUCGAGAUCUGGUGCCGGUGUCUGAAAAGUGGCGAGUUCCGAAGCGGAUAGGGUGGCUCCGGUCGUUUUUUAAAAGCGGGAGGCUGCCGUUUCUUCGAAGAAGAAAGGAAAAAAAAAAUGAAAGGAAAAAAGAGGAGCGGCUCCCCCGACCACCAUUAAUGGUGAUCGAGGGAGGGGGUGGUUUCUGGCUGAGGUUUUUGCUUUCUGAGAGAGCCUCGUGCAUUGACCAUUAAAGUAGCAAAUUAAAUGUUUUUACAAAAUGAACUUAUAUUUUUGACAUAAU
This is a messenger RNA of Oldenlandia corymbosa var. corymbosa, 1141 nucleotides long. Lineage: Eukaryota; Viridiplantae; Streptophyta; Magnoliopsida; Gentianales; Rubiaceae. The record is from the annotation of a GenBank genome assembly.